Messenger RNA from Dendronephthya gigantea, 3549 nucleotides. RefSeq names its product vacuolar protein sorting-associated protein 18 homolog. Gene Ontology annotation, molecular function: protein-macromolecule adaptor activity. NCBI's taxonomy places the organism in Eukaryota, Metazoa, Cnidaria, Anthozoa, Malacalcyonacea, Nephtheidae. Gene Ontology annotation, biological process: endosome organization; organelle fusion; lysosome organization. The record is from RefSeq and is a predicted model, not a curated record. Gene Ontology annotation, cellular component: HOPS complex; endosome. The transcript has 29 exons. Bases 45 to 2984 code for a protein of 979 amino acids.
UGUAUGUAGAAGCUCAGAGGGGGAAACUCUGAUACCGGAACAAAAUGGCUUCUAUUUUAGAACAGUACGAAAAUGAGCUGCAAACUGGUGGAAAUUUGCCUUCAAGCAGACAAAUUUUGUCAGAUGAACCGAUUGCAACUGGUUAUGUUGACUUUCGUACAGAGGAUGUCCCCAUGUUCCGGAGAGAAAAAGUUAACUUCAGACCACCAUCCAGUAUCAUGGAUUUAUCAGUCAGCAAUAGUACAGUGAUAAUUGCUCUGAACAACACAGUGAUGAGAUUGAAUCUCAUGAACCCAGAAGAACUCGAUAAAAUUGAAAUAUCAAAGAGACAUGAUGAUACUGUUUAUAAAGUAUUUCAAGAUCCAACUGCAAGACAUGCAAUCAUCUGUUUGAGGUCAUAUGAAUCUCUUUAUCUGGCCAGAAACAGCAAAAAAACAAAACCUAUUCCAAAACUAAAGGGUCAUCUUGUAGAGGCUGUGGCUUGGAACAAGACCAGAUUAACUGAGACGACCACACAGGCAAUUUUGAUUGGGACCAACAAGGGGCUUGUAUUGGAAACAGAACUUGACAAUGAAGAGAAGUUCUUUCAGGCAGGACUUGAAAAAUAUUUCCGACAGCUGCAUAACGUAAACAGUGGUGAUAAAAAUGAACCUAUCACGGGAUUAAUGUUUGAUAAGUUUCCAAGAUCUGACCGUCUUUAUGUUGUUAUGGUUACUACAAAAAGCCGUUUAUUUCAGUUUAUUGGUGAAAUUUCAAUGACAGAACCUCCAUUAUUUCUGUCUUUGUUCAGUCAAUUUGAAAUUAAUCCAGCCAGUUUCCUUGAGUUGGCAUCAGAUCAACUUGAAUGGAGUCAGUUGGUAUUUUAUUACACCAAGGCCAGAGGCAAUCCAAGUUCCUUUGCUUGGCUAACAGAACCAGGCGUUUACUGCGGCAGUCUAAAUUUCGACACCCCGCAAGAAACCAGCGGUAGUAUCACAUCAGAAGCUCGUCUUCUCCCAUACGUCACCGCAGACGGCCAGAGCUCCACACCACCAAUUGCUUUGGCCCUAACCGAGUUUCAUGUUUUACUCCUGUAUAAGAACAGGUUUGAAGCUGUGUGCUUACUGAACGAUCAAGUUGUCUUUCAAGAUUUACUGCCAGAAAGGCACGGUCAUAUGCUGGGAAUGGUGACUGAUCCAGUGAAAAAAACCAUUUGGGUUUUCUCAACCGCGGCAAUAUUUCAAUAUAAUGUCAACAAAGAAACUCGGCAUGUGUGGAAAUUAUACUUGGACAAAGGAAAGUUUGAUGAAGCGGAAGAAUAUGCUCGUGAUAAUCCCGUGCACACAGAUGAAGUCUUGAGAAAGAAAGCUGAAAGCUUUUUCGACAAAAAAGAAUAUAGGGCGGCUGCCGCUACAUUUGCCUUAACUCAGGCAUCGUUUGAAGAGGUCGCGUUGAAGUUUAUUCAAGUUUCAGAACAAGAAUCUUUGAAAGUUUUUUUGGUGAAAAAAUUGAACAACAUGGACCACAAGGAUAAAAGUCAAAUUACGAUGAUAGCGAUGUGGCUCAUUGAACUAUAUUUAAACGACCUUGGUGAAUUGAAAGAUAAUAGUGACGGAAACGAACAAGAGCUGGAGAGAAUGCAGGAUGAUUUCAGGAAAUUAUUAGCAACGAGUAAAGUUAAGACGUCGCUCGAGGAGAGCAGAAAGACUGCGUACGACCUGAUAGCCAGUCAUGGCGAUGUGGAAAAUUUGAUCUUUUUGGCAAUGUUAAUGAAAGAUUUUGAGCGAGUCAUUCAUCACCAUAUUCAGCACGAUGAUUACCGGGCAGCCUUGGAUGUUUUGAAAAAACAGAAUGAGCCUGAACUGUAUUACAAGUUUUCUCAAGUCCUGAUGCAGCAUAUCCCAGAGGAUACGGUCAACGCUUGGAUUGAACAAAAGAAAAGACUGGAUCCUAAAAAGCUUAUUCCAGCUUUGGUUUACUAUGAUAAUAAACAGGAUAAAGCUUUAAUCGAGCAAGCUGUACGGUAUUUGGACUUCUGUGUGGAAAUUCUUGGAGUGCAGGACAAAGCCAUACAUAACUACUUGCUUUCAUUAUACGUGAAGCAACAAGACGAUGUUUCACUCAUCAAAUAUUUGCAACUCCAGGGACAGGAUAGAGAGGAGGUCCACUAUGACCUGGAGUAUGCGCUAAGGUUGUGCUCUGAACAUGAUCUAAAGAAUGCUUGCGUUCAUAUCUACAGCACAAUGGGUCUGUACGAGGAAGCGGUUGACCUGGCAUUACUUUUUGAUGUUGAGUUGGCGAAGAUUCAAGCGAGCAAACCCGAGGACGACGAAGCACUGCAAAAGAAACUUUGGUUGAGAAUUGCGAGACAUGUUGUUGAGAAGGAGGAGGAUGUGAAGAAAGCAAUGCAAUUUCUCAACGAUUUUCAACAAAUCAAAAUCGAAGACAUUCUACCAUUCUUCCCUGAUUUUGUCACUAUCGAUCACUUCAAGGACGCAAUCUGUUCGUCUCUCGAAGAGUACAACCAGCACAUCAAUGAACUGAAAAAUGAAAUGCGGGAAGCGACAGAAAGUGCUGAAAAUAUCCGACAAGAUAUACAUGAGAUGAAAAACAGAUACCGCGUAGUGGAAGCUGAGAAGAAAUGUGUUUCGUGUUCAUUUCCUUUGCUAACAAGAGCUUUCUAUAUUUUUCCAUGUCAUCACGCUUUCCACGCGGAUUGUCUUGUCGACGAGGUUCUUCCGCACCUCAGAGGAAAACAGAGGGCGAAACUUGAGCUCAUUAGGAAAAGGUUAUAUCAGACCGGCGGCGACCCAAGUCCAAGACCUGGCAGUCGAAAUCGAGAAAAUGAUCCAAGAAUAGCGCCUGAAGAUUCUAUUGAAAAAUUAAGGGCUGACCAAGAUGAACUUGUUGCUUCUGAAUGUGUUAUGUGCGGGGAGUUCAUGAUCAGAUCCAUCGACCAGCCAUUCAUAAAUCCAGAUGAAGACGCUUUGGAGAGUUGGAAAUAAACCUUGCAGUAGUCUAUUUGUUCCAGGUUGUUCUUAUGUUUUAACCCGACUACAAUUUUUGCUACAGCUCUAUCGAAAGUGCACGUGUGAUUUUGGAAACUGAAAACCAACUUUAAAGUGAAAGAAAUGCUUUAUUUAUAGACACAAAUGCUAUAUUUAGCAUAAGAAUAAUAAUUACAAUCUUGCCCAAAUUGGAUUACAACAACUAUAAUAUAAUAUGUAGAUAGAUAUUCAAAAUGUGAUAUAUUAUGAUUAAUUGUAUACCGACGGUGUAAAGUAUGUGAUUUUAACAAGGUGGAUUUCAUUCUUUCAUGGCAUUUCAAAGAGAUCCACUUCAUCAAUUUCUCGUUUGACCUACUAAAGAUUGGUUUCAGCUCAGCUAAUUGUUAUAAUUUGUUGACAACUUUGUCACGACUCAAGUCAUGAGUUAGUUAAAAAAAAAUACCAGAUUUGAUGAUGGUUGUGCGAAUUUUCCUAUAGGACAAAAAUUUUGAUAAAAACAUGAAAGAAAUUUAGCAAAAUUUGGGGGGAUUCUGUAAAUAACGAAUAAAACUAUCAAAGAUAA